Corticium candelabrum is the source of this 1107-nucleotide messenger RNA. RefSeq lists its product as uncharacterized. Bases 175 to 1107 code for a protein of 310 amino acids. Lineage: Eukaryota; Metazoa; Porifera; Homoscleromorpha; Homosclerophorida; Plakinidae. The record is from RefSeq and is a predicted model, not a curated record. The transcript has a single exon.
AUCAUCACACGAGCAUUUAGUUUCUGCAGUGUAACGGAAAACCGACGUCUCCAGUAGGUCUUGAAGUCAGCAGAGUUGUUCUUUCCUUCUUUAUCUUUGGACUUGAGCGAUAAAGUGUUCCGCAGACGCUCAGCGGAAACUCCCCAGGUGCCAAAGUGCUCAAACACUACAGGUAUGCAUUUUGGUGCACUACCUCCUGGAAGAAUCUCGUCAUAUUUAGCAUUUUUUAUUUCUUCUCUUUUCUUGGACGAUCCACAGAGUUCUUUACUGCCACUCAGGCACUGUCACGUUCCUAGUCUCAACCAUUUGAGUAGAACUGUCAUACCGGAACAACUCAAUAAAGCUGCUUUGAUACAUGAUGACCAGACAUAUCAAACUUUUUCUUCAGUCAUAGGCUUAGAUGUAUCAGACCCUGAUUCAUGGUUCCAGAGUUGCUUGCCUAUUAGACAUGGAGGGUUUGGUCUCUCCAGGAUGCAAUCAGUCGCUCCCAUGGCAUUCCUAGCUGCUUGGGCUCACACGUCCCGGGAACUGUCUUUGCGGUUGAACUCUCAUGAGUUGAUUGACAACUUGUUCAAAAGACAGUCUUUUGAAGGAUCUCUCUCUCACCAUCUGUCACUAGCGUGGGCUACUAUACAAGAACAAAUGCCAGAGAAAUCCUUAUUAAGUGAAAAAUCUCUAAGUCAAAUUCUUGAAGAACCGGAAAAGUUACAACAUAGUUUCACGUGCACAAUGGCUGAUCAUGAUUACAAUCUUCUGUUAGGAAAAGAAAACUCACAUGAAGUUUCAGCCAGACUUAGAUCAGUCAGUGGAAAGGGAGCUGGUGCCUUCUUACAAGCAAUCCCAACGUCAAACGAGCUUGCACUAAAACCCGGCGAAUUUCGCCUAGCAGCUUGUUUACGUUUAGGGCUUCACCUUCAUUUUCAGGAAAUGCAAGAUAAGUGCGACUGUGGGACACACUUUGACUCUUUUGGGUAUGAUCUCAUGACAUGUAAACACGAAGGAGGUCCCGUUUGGGCUCAUGACUCAAUUGUAAGCUCUUGGUCGGAAUGCUUGAGUCAUGAGCCAUUGUUCUUGUAUUGGUGUUUAUCUGCAGUGUUCCAUCCAUAA